This is a messenger RNA of Puccinia graminis f. sp. tritici CRL 75-36-700-3, 3794 nucleotides long. RefSeq lists its product as uncharacterized. The record is from RefSeq and is a predicted model, not a curated record. Bases 1 to 3627 code for a protein of 1208 amino acids. Lineage: Eukaryota; Fungi; Basidiomycota; Pucciniomycetes; Pucciniales; Pucciniaceae. The transcript is spliced from 15 exons.
AUGGCUCCCCGGAAGAAGAAGACGCCAGCUGCUAAUGAUCAACCCCCUGCUAGCCUAGAACUCUUGAAGGAAUCCUAUCAAGCUCUUCAAGAAUUCCAUCAAACCGUCACUGAAAAGGCCCAAGGCGUCUCGCCCAAUCGAUUCGCAGGUGCCAAUAACCUUUCUAUUUUCCAGCAGCUUUUGGAACACUUCAAAACGAUCAUCGACCAUCAGACAGGCAAUCAAAAAGACGAUGCCCGAUUGGUCAAGGAGUGCUCCCGGUUGUGUGAUUUUUUCAGGCAUCAAGUCGCAUCCUUAUACGCACUACCACUCAAAAAUAUCUUCGCGCCAAUCAAACCUGCGUUCCCGGUCACGAGCUCACCAAUCUUGGGUCUCAUGAGCUACAUUUACGAGGCCAAACUUGAACGAUGUCGAGCCCCAUUCUCACUUGUUCGGGAGACUCGCUUCAAGGACGAUUCGGAACAUAUCGGCCAAUGCUGGGAGCGUAUUUUGGCCGCCUUUGGAGAGGGAAUCAGAAUUUUCAUGAACAAUGCGCAACAUGGCACAAAAACCAGUCAAUUCCAAAUCUUGGUUGGAAACGUUUUUUACCCAUUUCUGGCUCACGUGGCAGGCUUCCAAAACUCAACGAACCCACACAGGCUGAGCGAAUAUGUGAAGAGAUCCGUUAAACUGACAUUCAAUCCGAACGAUAAGCUUUUGGACGCUGGGGAAGCCUUGAGCGGGGGAUCGGCUGAAAAUAAGGAGUUAAUACGAGACCCUACCAUAUUCGGCCCUGCGAUACUAUCCCACAUUAUCUUCAACCACUCCGACUUUAUUACCGCCAACACAGCGUUACAACUAGCUUUCGUCGUUGCACCACCGCUCAAAAUGGGUAAAGGAUUACCCAAAGGUGUGAAGGCCCCAAUAGAUACGAAGACAGCUCGGCGAAAUUGGUUCAUUCAGAUUUUCCCAGCCGAAAAAUUUGGUAAACCCUUUCAAGAAGAAAUGGUAUCUCAGUUAGUUUCCAUGUCCAGCAAGCAGUUUUGGGUUGGUCUUGGUGACAUUCAGGACAAAAUUUUCCAGAAUGAUCAUUCCAGAGCUUGCGCCAUGCGAAUCCAAAGUGGAUCUAUCUUGGAUAAUAAGAUUCGAUUUAACACUUGUGUGGCGCCGAUUUUUAACGGAACUGUUCAAUUCAACAAGCACUCCUUGACUUGGAGUUGCUUGGUUGCAAAGCCGGGAGAUGAUCUUGUCAACGAAAGUGAAGAAAUAACUGCCGAAAUAUGUUACAACGCGAUCUUGGCAGCCCAGCUUAGUGGGAUAUCGAACUCUAGUGAAUCAAUGCCCCAAUACAAUGAAUUGACUUUAUCUAUAGAGUUCAGUGGUAACUUUCCUGUCCACAACUGUGCACCAAUGAUCCAUUACGCACCAGAUAGCGAUGCCAUAGGAGCAACACUGGUAUUAAAAUUGCAGUCUCAGUAUGCCGAUGCAAUUCUAAGCAUCUUGAGGGAACGACAAAUCCAAUUCUCCUAUGCCGCAAGUUGCGGCCAAUCGCCACUGACGGAUGAUGACAAGGACACGAAGAUUGUGGACGUAGAAUCCGACCGAGAUCCCCCCCAAACUAUCGAAAAGAUAAAACGUGAAACAUCGAAAAUAUCAAUUUCCAAGGAACCGGUUUGCUCUUGGGAAGCUGAAAAUCCCUUACAAGCUCCACCACAUCCGAAUUCGCAUCAAAGGGUCGAAAAGGGUCGCCCGAUGGUAUCUUCUCCUGUUGUAGACUCGUGCACAAGGCAACAACUCGGUCAAGAACAGAAAUCAAAACGUAUUCGAAUCAUCGAGUCGCCAAAUGAUUCAAUUCAUUCGCCACCAGCGUACCGGUCCAGAAAGGAUUCAGAAAACAAAUCCAAGACAUUUCCACAUUCAGUCUUGCGCCAGACACGUGGCACCAAAGUCAAAAUCCCAUUGCUUAAGCCUAUGAAUUCUGACGAGAACAUUCGACAAAAAUCAGAUACGCGUGAAACAAAAUAUGAUAUGAACCAUAUUGAAGAUUCGAUUCUCUCGCGAAAACAAUUGAAGAAACCUGCUCGAGCAGCCUCGGAAGAUAUUAUCGAAUCGUACUCUGAAGCUGAAGAGAAAGAAGCUUCAAUCCGAUCAGAGAGUAUUGACUUGAUCCCUGAUGAUUACGGGCAAAUCAUGACCGGCCUUGAACCUGAACCCACCUCGCGCCAUGAGUCUGACGUGGAGGACGAAAUUAUACGAUCUUCCCAAUCUUCUGAUCACACUAUGGAAAUGAAGAUAGCAAAAACGCAACCAGGAAGGAAAUUUAAGGAAGUCGGUCACCUCAGUGUUAUGGACUUGGCGAGUGGGUUUCGCUCAGCGACUCGAAAAGAGGAAGUAGGCAGGAUCCGAAAAACUCAAACAAAAUUUUGGAAACAUUCCAAUGAAGCGCAGACCGGGCCUCUUGAAGGUUGGAAUCCAAAAAUCGCAUCAGAGUUUAAGCCAAAGAAAAUCUCACCCACGAAACAUCGGCUGGAGCGUGACACCUUUUCACCUGAAGUCGAAAUCAUUGAGAAAGCCCAUGCAUCCUUCCAGAGUCCUACUUAUGACUCGGAUAUCCGAGCCGAGCAUUGCAAAAACGUCACCAACCGCAAAGAGCCAAACAGAAAAAAGCCUCAAUACGAAAGCCAAAUCUCUAACACGCACUCGCAAUACGCCUUACAGAAGGAUGAAAACACUGCCAGAAUGGUUUCAGAUUCGAAAACAAAAAAACCAACCAAAUACUCGAUCCCGUCCAUCUUUGCUGGCUUCAAAAAGACACUCCAAACCCCAUCUUCUGUCGACCUGACCACCCGAAAAACAUUCAAUCCAUUCAAAGAUAGCCUAAAACCUGUGAAGAUAUCUGAGGCUAGCGGCUCAAAGGGCUUGGGAGGGGUGUCAGACAUGGGUGUGGCUUCAAGCACUCCUUUAUCUAGAAUGCAAUUGGAGGGCGCUGAGAGGAGAAAGAAAUUUAUGAGGAAGUGUGAGGAUCCGCUCAAAGCAAAACAACUUAGGUUCGAGUCGCCUCGCAAUGCUCUUGCACCGCAAAAUACUAGCAAAACAAGAUCACACAAAAGGGGCCUUUCGAAGAGGGAUUACCCAUCUCCGGUUGAAGAGGAUCACAUUAGUGAAGAUGAAAUUUUGCAAUCCAUCAAACAAAGGAAAUUUCAACCCGACAUCCUGAGCGAUAACAAAGAUCUGUUAAAGUCCGCUCUAAAAACUAGUACACCCUCUCGACCGACCCCUAGGUUUGACCUCAAGAAUUUUCAGAAGAAUGAAACAGAUAAACCAUGGGAAAGAGAUGUAUCAAGCUGUAUGAAUCAGUUAUCAGAGAUGGUGGUUGCCGGUAUCAAAAAUAAACAAGUCAAGAUCCAAGGUGCCGCUGCCACCAAUCAAUUAGGUGUCCUUAACUCAACCGACAAUCUUGUGAAAGAAUUUGACAGCCAAAGUGAAGCAAUCACAGACAGGAUCACGCAACGUGCACGCCAUACACAAAAUGAAUAUAAGCAACACCACAAUGACAUCAAACAACAUUCCGAGAAAAUUGAACAAGACGUCAAUUGGAUGAAGGAUUACAUCAAAGAGCGCAACAAAGACACCUUUCUUGAGGCUUAAUGUUUUAGAUCAGCUACACCCAUCCAUCAUCUUCCAAUACUUUAACCCUACACAAUCAAUCUUAAAUGACAGAUUAUGCUUUGUAUUUUGCAUGUUGUAGUUUUAUUUCCUCUAUGCGCUUUUGCUGGUCUAUGUAACAUUAUGUACUUGAUUUGUUUAUCUCUUGA